UCUCCGGCUGCCAUUCCCAUUAUGCAAGCAGCCAGCUCCAGCUACUAGCUACGUGUAAAGUGCGUGUGAGUGGAUGCCCUUUGAAGCUUGCGACCUACAACCAGCGAAGAGGAGUGUGUGUCGUCGAGAAUGUGUGUGACCAGCUAAAACCUGCACCUGUUCGAUCCUUGAUCCUUUCGAUCCUUUCCCUCCUAUCGCUCCAGCUCUAGCCCACCGUCUCUCCUUCUGUCUCUCUUUUCUCGAGACUCGGUCGAAUCCUCUCUCUCGACAUCCCCCACUCCUUUCGCGAGGCCUCACGCGACAGAACAACGACUAUAGCCACGACUAUUUGCGACGCCAUCGACUCCGCCUUCAUAUUCACAGCUUCCUUCCCCUCACAAAGGCCACGAAUCCCUUCGCGCAGCAACCCGCAGCCAUGGCGCUCAUCUCGGCAAAAACCAUCAUCACCUCGGUGUCGCUCUUCCACGUCACCAUCGCCUACUUCUUCCUGACCAACCCGAGCUCCAUCGACAGCCAGGCGCUGGUCUUCAUCCUCGGCGAGAGCAUGGGCAUGCCCUACGCUCGAGGCUUCGACACCCAAAGUGCGCCGCUCGCCUUUCUCGCCGCCAUCCUCAUCUUCAUCGGCUUCAGCGAUCUCGUGUCGCUGUCCAUGCCCGAUGAGGUCUGCUUGAUCUUCCACUGGGGCACCCAAGCGCCUCUCCGAUUCCUCCUCUCCCUCGCCUUCAUCGCCUACAUCUUCCUCUUCGGCCCCUCGUCGCCCGUCUACAGCACGCCCUCGACGCGCGGCCACUUCGCCCACCCGAGCUCGCACAACCCGUCCUACCUCCCCGCUGGCUGGGGCGGCGACGGCCUCAAGAACCGCUUGUUCUUCACCUUCAUGUUCGUCGAGAUGAUGACCUGGUUCUGGAUCUGGGUCACCCUGCGCGAGGAGCGCAACGCCAUCCUCGAGAAGAAGUCGAGGCGGCGAAGCCAGUCCCACGUCUUGUAAGGGCCUUGCCCCAUCUUCGAUAGGCGUGGAACUUAGGGUUUGGAAAUACGGUCUAGCAUACAUCGGAGAUGUAUGCGUCUUCUCGGGGUUCAGGUCGUUGGCGCAUGAGGAAUCGGAUCGGUAUGGACUUGGGCCCGGCUUGGCAUGAUGGUUUCGACUGUUCAUCUGGAUAUAAUGUACAUCACCAAUCAAACACGGCGCCAACUCCUUGGGAGCUGUACUUUUCGCGAGCAACACAAACAAGGCUGUCUUAAUUCUAUUCCGUGAUUGAAGAAUACGCAGCGUAGGUAUCCAUAAGUACUAUACAACCACCCAACUCAAUCCGCUGGUGGCAACCAAGCUGCAUUGUUCAUAAAGGGGGUCAG
This is a messenger RNA of Ilyonectria robusta, 1353 nucleotides long. RefSeq names its product increased loss of mitochondrial DNA protein 1. The transcript is spliced from 3 exons. Lineage: Eukaryota; Fungi; Ascomycota; Sordariomycetes; Hypocreales; Nectriaceae. The record is from RefSeq and is a predicted model, not a curated record. The coding region runs from base 416 to 988 and encodes 190 amino acids.